This is a messenger RNA of Brettanomyces bruxellensis, 852 nucleotides long. RefSeq lists its product as uncharacterized. Bases 1 to 852 code for a protein of 283 amino acids. The record is from RefSeq and is a predicted model, not a curated record. Gene Ontology annotation, molecular function: metal ion binding. The transcript has a single exon. NCBI's taxonomy places the organism in Eukaryota, Fungi, Ascomycota, Pichiomycetes, Pichiales, Pichiaceae.
AUGGGUGAUGUUUCUGUUAAUACUGAUUUAAGUAGUGAUGAUGAGAAUUAUUCACCUCCUCCAGGGUUAUCCAUGGAUACUCCAUUAGAGUUGUUUCCUGGUGUUUCGGUUGUUCUUCCUGGAGAGAAAGAAGAUGCAAGGACAGAACAUAAAUAUAAGGGGAAUGCAGAUGAUGGCAAAAGCAAGAAAAAGAAAAAACCAAAAAAUGGAAAAAAGGUGGUAAGCCACAAAGUGAAAGCCACAGAUACUGCUAAGACUAAAAAAUCAGCAAAAGCAUCAGAAAUCAAUGAUGUGACUUUAAAAGAGAAGAAUGUGUGUAUUCAGGGUACUAAUAUCGUGUUAGAUUCGCCUGAAGAUAUCAAAGCAUGGAUUCUUGAGCGAAAGAAAAACUGGCCAACUGCCAAAAGAAUCGCUGAGAAAGAAAAGAACAAAACUGAGGAGGAGAAGAUUUUGCAGCAUUAUAAUGGCACAGGCGGAAAGAAAGGAAGAAAGUCCGGACAUCACUGGCGCAUAUGUAAGUUUUGGAAAAGGACAGGGCAUUGUCGGAAUGGAAAGCAUUGUAAGUUUCUUCAUGAGCAAGGAACUACUAUAAAAAGGUUGCCCAAUAAUAGCGUAAAGCUAAUGCAUGGAAUACCGGUACAAAUACCCCAUCGAUUUUCACCUCCAGUUAACUGUGGAAAAUCCUUGGCCAGUCUAUUGGCCGAAGGAGAGCAUCUUAAAAAUGAGAAUGUCAAACUUUUGGAUUUAUUCGAGAGACUUGUCAGAACAGGUGCUGUCUCUACCGAUUGGGAUAACCUUAAAAAAAGACUACAUUUAGAUUCAGAAGCCGGUCCAUCAUCAGGUGGGCAAUAA